CCAUAAAUCUAUCUCAAAUUAAAAUCAAAUCAAAAUUUUAUAUAAAUGCCAAAUAAUAGUUGCAGUAUUCGUGCUCUUUGGAUCCUCAACAAUCAAAACGCCGUCGUUUUCUCUCGGAGGUUUUCAGUAGUUGAAAGACGUUGGAGUGUUGCUUGUAAGAAUUCAAAUGUGGUGACGUCGCCCACGCCGUCUGAUUCCGAACUAGCUUCUGCGUUUUCGGAACGAAAACAGAGGGAGGGGUCUGUCCGUGGGUAUGGGAUACGGGUCAAACAGUCAGUUGAAGGAUCAGAUUCAUGGGUUGAUGACCCAAUUAUGCGUCAUAUUGUAAGUCUUCAUAUUAAGAAAGAAGAAAAUGGGGAAGAGCAUACAUUAUGGCCACUCGUUUUGCAUGCAAAGGGUCAAUAUUACGUCCUGGUGUUGCCCUUGGUUGAACCCAGUCAUUUGAAGGCAUACAAUACAAUAUGUAGGAGGUCUGAUUGUGGCAAUGGUGUUGGCGUGGACGGAAAUUUGUCUUCCCUUUUGCUUCAACUUCCUUGCAUCACAGGUGCCUUCAUGGUGGCCCAUGUUCUAGGUGACAUAAUAACAUCAGACCUCCCAGAACCCGAAGUAGUUGUAACUGCAGGAACUUCUGUUGGAGGGUUACUGGAUUCCUUAACCGGAAGUAUCGGUAUUUCAGCCCGACCAAAACCUGUUGCAGCACCAGUUGCAGCUUCCACGAAUUCCAGCACUCUUGCUGGCGGUUCUGGUGCAUCAGAUGCUCCAAAGCUUGGCCCCAGGAACCCGGAAAAGGAUGCACUUCGAAGUUUCAUCAGUAUGGCGAUGCCCUUCGGUACACCCUUGGACCUCAGCUACUCAAAUAUUUCUGCUAUUAGGACCAAUGGUUUCUCACCAUCCGAUGUGCCACUUGUUGAUAGCAAGCAACCAGCUUGGAAACCGUAUCUCUUUAAAGGAAAACAGAGGCUGCUGUUCACAAUUCACGAGGUUAUUAAUGCAGCAAUGUAUGACCGAGAUGAGAUUCCUGAUAGCUUAACAAUAUCUGGGCAAGUAAACUGUCGGGCAGAAUUGGAGGGACUUCCCGACGUGCUGUUUCCACUGAGUGGAUUAGAUAGUAAACGGGUUGAAAUAUUAUCAUUUCAUCCUUGUGCUCAAGUUCCUGAACAAAGUGGCGGUGACAAGCAGUCAGUAAUGUUUUCACCGCCACUUGGCAACUUUGUAUUACUACGCUAUCAAGCACCGUGCUCUAUAGGAGUCCCAGUCAAGGGCUUUUAUCAGCUAUCUAUGGUGUCAGAAAAUGAAGGUGCAUUUUUGUUCAAAUUAUCUUUGAUGGAGGGUUAUAAAUCUCCGUUAAUGAUGGAAUUUUGCACUGUGAAUAUGCCGUUUCCAAGAAGAAAGGUAAUUUCAGUUGAGGGGACGCCAUCUAUUGGAAUGGUUUCCCAUACGGAUCACUCUGUUGAAUGGAAAAUAAUACCGAGUGGCCGAGGGGUUGGCGCUAAGAGUAUUGAAGCGACAUUUCCUGGAACUGUGAAAUUUGGUCCAUGGAAAAAUCAUAAGCCGUUCAUUUCGGGGUCUGUUCAAGGUUUUAUAGGUGAUGAAGAUAGUGAUACGGAAAUAGAGGCGGCAAAUAACAUGGUAAAUGUGGAGGAUUACUUGAUGGAGAAAAUGAACAAGCAUCUUCCAGCUGUUGAUUUAGAAGAGCCAUUUUGUUGGCAAGCAUAUAACUAUGCAAAGGUCUCUUUCAAGAUGGUUGGGACAUCUCUUUCCGGAAUGACAGUUGAUCCAAAAUCCAUAAAUAUCUUUCCAUCUGUGAAGGUACCCGUGGAGUAUUCAACCCAGGUCCACUCCGGGGAUUAUAUUUUGUGGAAUACAUUAGGAAAAUGCCCUGUUGCGGCUACACCAAAAGAUUGAACCAAAGUAACAUUAAAUAGCAAUAUUUUCGUGCGAGGUGAGUUAAAGUAGCACAUGUGAGGUGCACAGUUUUCUUACUUUUGUUUUUUGAUAUGAGAUUUAGUUAAUUUAAACUUGACUCGGGCAACAUGCAGCCUUUUGUUUUAUGUUUUUCAUUUUUGUUGGUGCAUUUUCUUCUUAACAUGUACACAAGAUGUUUGGAUUUCAUUAAUAUCAGAAAUGUGGUUUUGUCUUGA
Erigeron canadensis is the source of this 2141-nucleotide messenger RNA. RefSeq names its product AP-5 complex subunit mu. Lineage: Eukaryota; Viridiplantae; Streptophyta; Magnoliopsida; Asterales; Asteraceae. Gene Ontology annotation, biological process: endosomal transport. Bases 46 to 1905 code for a protein of 619 amino acids. Gene Ontology annotation, cellular component: AP-type membrane coat adaptor complex; cytosol; lysosome. The transcript has 8 exons. The record is from RefSeq and is a predicted model, not a curated record.